Messenger RNA from Bactrocera oleae (olive fruit fly), 2601 nucleotides. It is a transcript of the gene Ance-2, whose product is annotated as Ance-2. NCBI's taxonomy places the organism in Eukaryota, Metazoa, Arthropoda, Insecta, Diptera, Tephritidae. Gene Ontology annotation, molecular function: metallopeptidase activity; peptidyl-dipeptidase activity. The record is from RefSeq and is a predicted model, not a curated record. Gene Ontology annotation, cellular component: plasma membrane. Gene Ontology annotation, biological process: proteolysis.
GCAAUUGCCCAGAAGGGUAAUUACUAUGGUCGACUUCAAGCCGGCACUCUUGGUCGUUUAGUUGGCAAUUUGAAGCGUUCAAGACCGGACAUACGUGUGGAAGUGAUAUUGACUGUGAAGCUCGGUAGUUGAACAGUUUAAGGAAAACUCAAAAACAAAUAAAGCGAUCAAUGAAAGUGCGAGUGAGGAGUUUAAAAGCUUCGACAAUAUAGACGAAAAACGCAGAUUGACGAUAAAAAAGUUAAAUUUCUAGGGUUUCCUGCAGUCUAGAACAGAAAUGAAAGAUCUAGAAAUCUAACGUAAUUUUGUUCUAGAAGCCUAUGUUAAAUACGAGAAAGUGAUUAUAAAACAAUACAUUCUUGAGAACAUGAAGUCGUUGUUAUUUACUAUUUUUCUGCUUCAUUGCCUACUAGACACGAUCAACUCGGCAGAGAAUUCCUCCGCUGUUUUCACGAAAUUCCUUGCAAAUGUUAACCAGAAUCUAGCCACACUUUACAAUCGUGAAGUGCUCGCCAAUUGGCAACUGGAGGUAAAAGGCCCAAAUGAUCUGUACGCUCUAUUGCAGUCAGAGUUGACCAGCGAAGAGAUAAUGAAUUAUGUGGAAAGCAUAGCACCGAAUUGCGCCAAGUUCAAGCGCUUAAAUAUUGGCAAUCCUCAACAGCAACGCCAAUUAUCGCAGAUACCCGAAAGAGGUUACGAAGCAUUGUCCCCAGCGGAUCUCAAAUUGAUGUACAUUGUUACCAAAAAUAUGGGUGAUAUUUAUAAGAAUACGAAGCUUUGCUCUUUUCAUGAUCGCAAGCAAUGUAAUUUAACCUUAAUACCAGCGGUUCAGAAUAUUUUGCAUAAUAGUAAUGAUGUUGCUGAAAUUGAGUAUUACUGGUUGGAAUGGCGUCGAAAGACUGGUAUGCCAGCGAAGCAAGAUUUUGUGUCGUUUAUUGAGUUGUACAGGAAGACAGCGCAGUUGAAUGGUUUCUCUAAACCAUCCGAAUUCUGGUACAAAGACCUUGAAGAGAAUAGCGCACAAACUGCUUCACUAUUGGAAAGUUUCAUGCAACGCUUGCGACCGCUUUUCCAGGAACUUCAUGCUCAUGUCCGAGGACAAUUGAGAAAGUUAUACGGUGAGGAGUUGAUACCUCGCGGUAAACCAUAUCCACAGAACCUCGCAGAGAUUUUCAUAGGAAAUGCAUUUCGUCGAGCUGAUCCUGAAUGGUACAUAGAAUUCCCUUACCCUGAUGUCGGAAUGCCAAACAUUACUGCUGGCCUGUUGCGACGUGGUUUGAAUAAUGCACAGCGUGUAUUCUGGAAUGUGGCGGAGUACUUUCGCUCUAUGGGCAUGCCACAAAUCGAAGACACUUUUUGGUCCCAUAAUGCACGUCCUAAAGCCGAUUUGGAUGAAGAGGAUAUGCGUUGUUGGCAUAAAGCCUGGAAGUUUUAUGGUAUCGAACGUGUUAACUUCUCAUAUUGUCCUUUAGUAGAUGAAGAAAGAUUCUUCAAUAUGUAUGAAGCGCUAACUGAUGUAUAUUACUAUCGUGCUUAUGAUCAACAGCCUACACUCUUUGCCGAAGAACCCUUUCCCAAUUUCAGCGAUGCCUUGGGGAAAAUGUUUUCCUUGUCAGCUUCGUCCCCACGUUAUCUGGAAAAGCUAAAACUCUUAGAACGUGGUCUGGUGUCUAAAGAACUUAGAAUUAAUCGACUCUAUUGGCAGAGCCUACGCACAAUAUUUUUGAUUCCCGUAUUCUAUGUUUUGGACCGCUAUCGAGUGGAUGUACUUGAUGAACGCUUAAAUAUUUCCAAUAAUUGUGCCUAUUGGCAGCUGACAACCGACUUAACGGGUGCAGAGCCACCUGUGAGUAGAAGCUAUGAAGAUUUUGAUGCACCAGCAAAGUUAUUGAUAGAAGUGGACGAUCAAUAUACUAGUCAAAUAAUGAGCACAGUGCUGCAAUAUCAGCUCUACCAGCAUUUUUGUGAAAUCACAGGACAAUAUAAACCAAAUGACGAAAAUUAUCCACUCGAUUUAUGUGAUUUAUCAAAUCAACGCCAAAUCGGACCUAUAGUGAUGGAAGCAAUGUCCUUGGGCUCAUCGAAAUCAUACAAGGAUAUUCUUCAAAUAAUGACAAAGGAGUCAUCGAUAAACAUGGAUGGGCUGCUGGCUUAUUUUCAACCUCUCUACGAUUGGUUGGUAGAGAAAAAUCGUUUAGAUGAUGUGGAAAUAGGCUGGGAGUCAUCAACGAAGUGUUCUUAAGAAAGUGGUGCUCAAAAAUUUAUUUAAAAAUCAAGGAAUUUUUUUUGUGGUAUGGAAUUAAGAAAUAUAUUAUUAUUAUAUUAUAAGUCUAUUAUCUAUUAUUAGAAAAAGGACAAACGGUUUUUUUUUAUAAUUCAAUAUUGCAAGUUCAUAAUAUAAUUCAUAAUGUAUUUGACGGACUUUGGAAGAAGUUUUCAAGUUGCUUCCAUCCUCUUAAGCGGGGAUGGGCUCAAUUAUAACAGUAUUUUACUAUACCUAAAUGCAAUUAUGCAGGUAUAUGAAUAAUAAAUCAAUUAAAUAUGCUGUUGCAUAAAGUAAGAAUGAAAGUAAUAAAUUAUAAUAUAUUAACUGACUCACCC